AGUUUCUCACCUGCACGUGACGGGAACAGACAGCCGGUGUCCGAUAUCGCGAUAUUCGCCGUCAUAUGUGGCGAUAGCGUUAAUUUUAAUUAUUUUUAUGGCACGUUUAAAAGAUCGAUAUCAUUUGGACAGAUACGUCACGCAAAUUUCAAUCCUAUCAUUUCUUCGACAAUAUUCACGAAAUUUCUCUUCAGUCAUGAAAUAGAGCACGUGUUAACGCAAGCAUUCGGUGGUAUAUCGUUCGAGUAUUCGUGCUAUUUUAUAUAUUAUUUAAUUUUGUUAAAUUUAAGAAAAGAUACAAGAUUGUGUCACGUUCAUACAAAAAUCAAUCGCCAUUCAAUUUUCGUGCUAUAAAACACAAGUUCUUUUUUACGGAUUUACAUGUGUAUGUACUUAUUUAUAAUUUAUUGCAAUCAUCACGUAACUGUUUCAACAAGAAACUAUCCUAAAGGAAAAUAGCUUGAAGCAAAAUUCAAUCAAGUGAAAGGAACGCUGACCACAGAACACUAUCGUAAUGGAUUCACCAGAAUUGUGAAAGUUUUUACCCGAUAUCUCGAGAAAGACGCUCGUUAAAAAAUGGAUAACGAGCAAAGGCCUCUCGUGGACGUCGGGAGAAUAGCAACGUCCACAAAACUCGCUUACGCGCUUGGACACAUUUUCAACGAUUUAGCGGCUGCUAUGUGGUUCUCCUACACUUUAAUCUACCUCCAACGAGUUGCACUGUUAAAACCUAUCGUCGCCGGUGCGCUUUUACUCUUAGGACAAAUCGUCGACGCCGUUAUGACACCUGUAUUCGGUUUCCUGGUCGAUCGCUAUUGCAAGAAGAAAAUUUGGCACGUCGUCGGUUCCGUCAUGGUUACUCUGUCCUUCCCUGUAAUAUUCGGCGGUUUUGUCAAUUCAUCUACCACGAUCGCCAUGCUCCUAUAUGUAACGAGCAUUACGAUAUUUCAAACGGGUUGGGCGGCCGUACAAAUCUCCCAUCUGUCAAUGAUUCCCUCGUUAACUAAUUCCGUCCUAGCUCGAGCCGACUUGACCGCAAUAAGAUAUUCCGCUCAAGUCGGCGCAGCUGUAAUAGCUUUUGUCGUAACAUGGAUCAUUCUACCAACUGAUGGCGAAUCGAUGGUUCAAUUGGAUCAGCAGGAUGACUAUAAAUUUAGAAACAUCGCUCUGAUCCUCACAACUUUCGGCUUGAUCGCAACCGUCUUCUUUCACAUUUUCCUGAAAGCGAAUCUCUUGGAACAACCAAAAUCCUCAAAAUCAAACGUCGAAGAGCCGGCCAAACUGUCGGACGUUUCAUUGAAUCGCCGGAUAUCGUGGGCCGGCAUCACGAUUUUAUUAAGGGUCGCGAUGUUAUACGUGGCGAGCAGAUUAUUUAUCACUCUCGCUACGGUAUAUUUACCGCUAUAUAUAGAAGAAACCAAAGUUGAUGGUAAGCAAGCGUUGGCCAGUGUGCCGUUGGUUUCGUACGUAUCCUCAUUUAUAGCCGCCUUGCUGCUCAAAUACAUCAACAGGAUUUGCGGUACCAAGGCUUGCUACUUUCUCGGCGCUAUAAUUGGUAUAGCCGCCGCCGCCGUCACGGAAUUCGUCGGGAGUAACACGACGAUCGUAUACGUCAUCGCCGUGUUAAUUGGCGCGGGAAGUUCCAUCACGAUGGUCACCGCAUUGAGCGUCACCGCCGAAUUGAUUGGCUCUCGAACGGAACGUAGCGCAUUCGUGUACUCGAUCGUGACUUUCCUCGAUAAAAUCAUCACUGGUCUCGUGGUGAUAUUCAUCGAAAAAUGGAGAUGCAACGACAAGGAACUUUGUCCUACAUAUAAUCGAGACACAUUGUCCAUCGUUUGUGCUUCCUCAAUGAUAUUGGGACUUGUAACUUUGCUAUCUGUAUCGCGUUGUCUAACUUGAAAAAUUAAUAAGUUAAUAUUUUUUUUAUAUUACGUGUCAUUUGUAAACCAUAUAUAACUUAUUUUUUCAA
Messenger RNA from Temnothorax curvispinosus, 1972 nucleotides. RefSeq names its product major facilitator superfamily domain-containing protein 12-like. The record is from RefSeq and is a predicted model, not a curated record. NCBI's taxonomy places the organism in Eukaryota, Metazoa, Arthropoda, Insecta, Hymenoptera, Formicidae. Gene Ontology annotation, molecular function: symporter activity. Gene Ontology annotation, biological process: carbohydrate transport. The transcript is spliced from 8 exons. Bases 577 to 1902 code for a protein of 441 amino acids. Gene Ontology annotation, cellular component: membrane.